Dentiscutata erythropus is the source of this 1245-nucleotide messenger RNA. The record is from the annotation of a GenBank genome assembly. Lineage: Eukaryota; Fungi; Glomeromycota; Glomeromycetes; Diversisporales; Gigasporaceae.
ACCUUACCUGAGAUGAUGAAUUCAGACAUGUAUCUUCUUGGUGCACUAGAUGAUGACGAAGAACCGCAAAAAUCGAACAAAGAUUCAACUGAAAAUAUAUGUGACAAGGAAGGCCGCUGUUAUCCGAAAGUAUUCGUUGCAACAAAUUAUUUCCAAGAAGUCCUAGAAGGACAAGAAAUACCUGGAGGACUUCAUGUGAAAAUCGAUUUCUACACUGGAAAAAAACACGCAAAACUCCUAGAUCCUAAUAAUAAUGAACCAUCGGACAUCAUCAUAGUUGAUAAAGAUGGCUCAGUUAAUUCGGACCCUGUACAAAGUGAAUCAUCUGAAGUUGAUGUGGAUCAAGAUGCGCAAGCUCUUAUACAUCACGAAGAUUCAUCCGAAGUUGAUGCGGAUCAAGGUGAACAAGUUCAUAUACAUCACGAAGAUUCUUUAGAAACUGAUAGUUCAUUACCGAUUAUACCACCUGGACAUAAAGAAAAUCUUCGCAUAUCACAUGUGGAUAAUCAACUUUUUGAAGAAUGUAUCUCUAAAUUAAUCAAUACAUCACAAUCGUUACAUGAUAUACUAUCCACCUUGGAUAAUUUAGAAGAUUUGGUUCAUGAAUUGGAUUUUGGUAUAAAACUCGCUAGAGGCAGUGGUCUCAUUUCAGUCGUUAAACUUCUGGAUAAUAAUUCAAAUGAAAUCAAAAGAAAAGCCGCUUUAGUAAUUGGUACUGCCAUGCAGAAUAAUCCAUUAGCUCAAGAUGAAGCAUUAAAAUUGGAUCUCAUACCUUACCUUUUAGAUCUAUUAUCUUCAGAAACAGAUAUAAAAGUUUCUUCUCGUCUUUUAUACGCUUUAUCCAGCAUAGUUCGUGGUAACAAAGAGUCAAUACAGUCUGUUAAGAACAAUCAAGGAUUGUCACGGUUGGCAAUUGUAUACCAAAAAUUAGAAAAUAAUGAGUUCCGUGCAAAAUGUGCCUUAUUUGUCACAGAUUUUAUAGACCCGAAUAUGGUCACAGCUGUUCAUAAAAAGUUUAGUCUUUUUGAUCAACCACAACAACAUGAUUAUGUUGUUUCUCCAUUUGAAAAUGCCAUUGAAACUUGUGGAAUAUCUAUGAUUAAGAGUCAUUACUCACGUCAGUGCCCCAUUCAAAACGGAUUUAAAAACUGGUUAUCAAACCAAAUUAAUCGGGAUAAUGAUGAAUAUUUGGAAGAUUAUUUCCGUUUGGUUAAUCAAGUCAAAAUCCAAUAUGGAUUAACUUGA